UCAUGAGUCUUAUAUAAUCUUGUAGUCACAGCCAGUGGAUGGAAGAUAGAAGGGAACCUAAGACUGUGAGAUAACGGAGAAUUCUUGGUUAUCAGACUGUAUUCCGGCUUGCUUAUCAGAAUAACGACUAUGAAGAUACAUUUAUUGCUGACAUGUUUGCUGAGCUGUGUAAGCUUCAUCCACUCUGCCAAAAUUCUAGCAAUCCUCCCGUUCCCAGGGAAAAGCCACUACAUUUUUGAGAGUUCUAUUGUAAAAGCCCUUGCCCAAAGAGGGCACCAAGUUGUAGAAUACAGCCCCUUUCCUCCAAAGAAGCCCAUUCCAAAUCUGACUCAUGUAAAGGUUUACACAUUCUAUGAAGAAAUGUUUGCCAAUUGGGACUUCAAAGAGAUGAUAAAACAUUCAGAUUCCAUGGACAACUUCUUCGGUCUUGCCUGGCUGCAUAUUUGGAACUUCAUGUUGCCCAUUUGUGAUGAAAUUUUGAAGAGUGAUAGUAUUAAGAAUCUGCUAAACUCAAAUGAUCAUUAUGACCUGGUACUAACAACAGCUACUUUUGGACAAGAAUCUAUGUUAGUGUUUGGUCACAAAUUCAAAGCUCCAACAAUCACACUACAAGCCUUUCGACACUCGACCUUUCUUAAUAGAGAUGCCGGUAAUGAUUUGAUGAUUGCCUCUAUUCCCGACUCUAUGUCCUUUGCUUUCACAGACAAAAUGACGUUUUUGGAAAGAUUCCGUAAUUUUUGCUCUUCUUUCUCAACUCUGUUUUUGUACUACUUUUGGUACCUUCCUUCUCAGGAAAGUGUUGUCAAGAAGUAUUACAAUUCUCCAGAUCUGCCAUCGUUAUCUGAAAUGACAGCAAACGUAUCGUUAACUCUCAUUAACACACAUCCCGCUGUCUCAUACCCUCAACCAUUUACACCUAACACCGUUCCUAUCGGUGGAAUCACCAUAAGUCCAGAAAGGAUACCUCUGCCACAGGAUAUAAAAAAGUUCAUGGAUGACGCCAAAGAAGGAGUGAUCUACUUCAGCUUCGGCACAGUCGUCUCUACCCACACAAUGCCUCCAGAAACACUUCAAUUGUUUGUCAAUGUGUUCAAGAAACUUCCACAAAAGGUGUUGUGGAAGAUAGAAGCUGACACUCUGCCUGGAUUGUCUAAAAAUGUGAAACUUGUGAAAUGGGUUCCACAGCCAGGGGUUUUAGGUCAUCCCAACUGUGCUGCCUUCAUCACUCAUGGUGGAGUCUUCAGUCAGUUGGAGGCUUAUCACGCUGGGGUCCCAGUUGUUGGUAUUCCAUUCUUCGCUGACCAGUUUUUCAACAUAAAAUUCAAUGAAGAGCAAGGCAUUGGUGUGAAAGUCGAUUUUAAUACGCUUUCAGUAGAAAGUCUCUUAUCUGCAUUAACCAAAGUUUUAAAGGAGCCAAAGUACAAGGAAAACGCAGCUCGAAUCUCACGUGUAUUCCGAGAUGUGCCAAUGUCUGCGGCAGAUACAGCUGUGUUCUGGACGGAGUACAUUUUACGACAUGCAGGAGCGCCACACCUCCGACCAGCUGCCUCCUCUCUGCCUCUCUAUCAGCUGAUGUUGUUGGACGUUGCAGUUGUCGUGUUGGCAGCAUGUGUCAUUAUUAUUGCACUUCCUCUCUUUGUCAUAAAGAAAGUAAUUUCUCUGUUAUGUGGAGGGAAAAAGAAAGUAAUCGGUGAAAAGAAAUAUAAAUGAUUUUUCUCAAAUUGUUUAUUGAUUUGCCCCGAACUUAAGU
Messenger RNA from Macrosteles quadrilineatus (aster leafhopper), 1750 nucleotides. Its product is annotated as UDP-glycosyltransferase UGT5-like. Gene Ontology annotation, molecular function: UDP-glycosyltransferase activity. Lineage: Eukaryota; Metazoa; Arthropoda; Insecta; Hemiptera; Cicadellidae. The record is from RefSeq and is a predicted model, not a curated record. The transcript is spliced from 6 exons. Bases 130 to 1710 code for a protein of 526 amino acids.